Molecule: messenger RNA, 1648 nt
Organism: Solanum dulcamara
Lineage: Eukaryota; Viridiplantae; Streptophyta; Magnoliopsida; Solanales; Solanaceae
Product: protein ASPARTIC PROTEASE IN GUARD CELL 2-like
Exons: 1
Coding region: 75-1517 (480 amino acids)
Biological process (GO): proteolysis
Molecular function (GO): aspartic-type endopeptidase activity
Source: RefSeq, a predicted model, not a curated record
UUCUUUUAUUCACAUCCUAAAACCUUAAAAACAAAUAAAAACUCUCAACUUCCCUCUCACCACACACAAGAAAAAUGUUUGUCCCCUUUCUAGCAUUUGCAAUUUUGCUCAUUUUCAUUCCCACCACAAAUGCAAUUCCUAGUGAAAUCAAGAACUCAACUCAUGAAAUCUUCAAUGUGAAAGACACCAUUGCCCAAUCAGACACAAAACCCCAAACCCCAUUUGAAAAUCUUGAAGAAUUUCAUGUUGAAAAUGAAAUUGAACAAGAAAAGGGAGAUUGGAAACUCAAGCUCAAGCUCAAACUCAUUCACAGAGACAAAUUGCAAAUUCCACAUUUUCCUUAUAAUAUUAGCAAAGUUUUUGAAGGUCGAAUUGAUAGAGAUUUGAAAAGGGUGUCUAGUAUCAUUCACAGAAUUAGCAAUGGUGGUGUCGGGUACCGGGUUGAUGAAUUCGGGUCGGAUGUGGUUUCGGGUAUGGAUCAAGGAAGUGGGGAAUAUUUUGUUAGGAUUGGUGUUGGUAGUCCCGCUAAGAACCAAUACAUGGUUCUUGAUUCUGGUAGUGAUAUUGUUUGGGUACAGUGUCAGCCCUGUACCCAAUGUUAUCACCAAUCCGACCCGGUAUUCGACCCGUCUCUUUCCGUAUCGUUUACCGGUGUCCCUUGUGGGUCAUCGGUUUGCGAUCGGAUCGAGAAUGCGGGUUGUCAUUCGGGUCGGUGUAAGUAUGAAGUCAUGUAUGGUGAUGGAUCAUAUACUAAAGGUACAAUGGCAAUUGAGACUUUAACUUUUGGUCAUACUAUGGUUAAAAAUGUGGCUAUUGGAUGUGGACAUAGUAAUAGUGGUAUGUUUACUGCUGCUGCUGGAUUAUUGGGCCUUGGUGGUGGGUCCAUGUCACUCGUGGGCCAACUCGGCGGGCAAACGGGUGGUGCAUUUAGUUAUUGUUUGGUGAGUCGGGGCACCGAUUCAACCGGGUCGCUCGAGUUCGGACGGGGCGUAUUACCUGUUGGUGCGGCGUGGGUACCGCUUAUUCGAAAUUCAUUAACUCCGAGUUUUUACUACAUCGGGUUAUCGGGUCUCGGAGUCGGAGGUGUUCGAGUACCGAUAUCGGAAGACGUGUUUAAGAUCACCGAACUCGGGGAUGGAGGAGUGGUCAUGGACACGGGUACAGCCGUGACACGACUCCCCUCAGCGGCAUACGUGGCGUUUCGGAACGCAUUCGUAUCCGAAACCGUGUCCCUCCCUCGGGCACCGGCCGUAUCUAUAUUUGACACGUGUUACGACCUAGAUGGGUUCGUGACGGUUCGGGUACCGACCGUUUCGUUUUUCCUUUCGGGUGGGCAAAUUUUGACCCUGCCAGCUAGGAACUUUCUAAUUCCAGUGAAUGACAAGGGUACAUUCUGCUUUGCAUUUGCUCCAUCACCAUCAAGUCUUUCUAUAAUAGGAAACAUCCAACAAGAAGGCAUCCAAAUUUCUUUUGAUGGAGCAAAUGGAUUUGUGGGAUUUGGUCCCAGUAUUUGUUAGCUUUAUAUAAUUAUAUUAUGUAAAAAGUGAUUAAUGUUCUUAAUUUUUUAUAAUUUUUUCUUGAGAGGUGUAAUUCUACAACAAGUAGAGUGAAAUUUUGUUAGUAUAUGAUUACAUUAUAUAGUAUUCUA